AUGCUUGAAGGUAACUGUACGGCAGUCCAAAGCACUCAGGAACUGCUGGAACUUCAGGACACGUGGCUGGCCUUUGACUGCAAGCAGCCUUUGACGGUCCUUGCGACCGGAGAAGCGAGGGGCUCAAGAGGCUGUUGCCUCGCCAGGGCCUCACUCCGGCGGGGACCUUUGUCUGCUGGCUUUUCCUGUGAAGAGGUAGGAGUUCUGGUGUUAGGGGAAGAGGGUUACGCUCCCAAGCUUAAGCCAGCCUCCAAAGUCGCUCUUUCGAAGUUCAAGGCUCCAGCCAAAGCCCUGAUUCGGAUCGUGGCGCCGUCCCACUACCGCGCCUGUUGCAAGGAGAGCCGACAGUGGGAUUCCCCUCAAGCCAUCGUGUCGGAAAUGGCACAGUGGAAGGUUGAGGGACCAAGCACUCAGGCCAGUAGUCUCACGGGUGGCAACUGGCAGUGGACAAAACACAAAGGGUCGGAUCAGCUGAUUGGCCACUUGAAAGUCAGUGAAAGUCUUGCCCAGGCCCUGGCCCCUCACAGUGGUCGCCGAGGUAUCUUCAUUUCACUGAUCAAAGAUCUAAAAACUCCCGCGAGGAUAGGAUGGACCCCCAAGCAUGAGGAUGAAGAGCCCGAUGACUAUCUUAGUCGUUGCUCCAGCUUUGCAUCCGCGCGCGGUGCUUCCCUAAAGUACCGAUGCGGAGGCGGCAACGACUUGGGUGUGGUUAGGAAGGAUGGCGAAGCUGAGGAAGUCAGAGCCGUUGUCGUGAACGUGCGGGCCCCAAAAGAUUGGGAGGCGGAGGGCCUCCUCGCCUUUUUGCUUGAGCAAAAGUGGCUCGAGCCUCAGGUCUUGAACAAACGAGGCCAGAGCUGGUUGGUUAAAGGCACGCCGCCUCACCCAGCCUCUACAUGGAGAUACAUCGAUGCUGAGGACCCCAGCAUUACUGUACACGUCACAAAGGCUCAAGGGAAGCCCCCCUCGGUGCGCGAAACUGUGCCGUUGCGUGCUCCCCGUGCGAAGCUCAGUGAAGUGAGCGCUAGGCCUGCUGAGCAGCGCAGAGGCAGAGCUCCUCCGGACGCCGCCACAGGUGCCGGCGCUGGGCCCCGGGCUGGCAAGGACACACAGGAGAUCGGUUCCGACCGGGCUCGGAGCCGCAGUAGAGAAAAGGACACUACUGAGAGUUCCAAAGCCCCCCCUCUGGCUCCAGUUUUUGAUCCCAUGACUGAUGCUCUGAGCAGCGGGUGGAAGAUCAGAGACCUGGGCGGGGACGGGGACUGCGGUUUCCGUAGUCUGUCGGGCGCGAUGCACCACGCCAAGGGCACCCCUUUCCCUGACGAUGUUGCGGUCGACCAAGCUCGCUGUAAAGGUGCUACCAUCCGAACUCAGUGUUUGUCGCACAUCCGUAAGCAUGUCGAUCGCUAUGCUGCCUUCCUCCAACCGGAUGUUGAUGGUGGUGACAUGGAUACUGAGGACUUGGAGAUGUACUUAGGCUCCAUGGCGCACCCUCGUGCUUGGAUUGACGGUAUCAUGAUCCAAGCUGCAGCAGAAAAGUACGGUCAGGUCGUGGUGAUCUGGCACAAGUCAAAGCCGCAGAUGGACGCUGCUGGGCUUGUCACUCAGGCCAACUGGCAGCGAACCACUUUGGCCCCGGACUGGGCCAAGGAUGGGAUGCCUAAAAUGGCAAAAGACAAGUCCCCCAUAGUGCUUAGGCUUGAGAAUGAGCACUACACGUACAUGGUCCCUCCGGAAGGAAGCGAGGUCGCGCCUGAGCCUUCGCUGUCUAAGGGGCCCUCAACCCCGUCUCUGCACACCUUCAUGCGGCAUGCUGCUCAAGAGGCGCCCAAGCCUCAGCUUGACCCCGCAGCCUCCCUUGAGCCCCCAGAGGUUCCCCCCCGCCGGCGCCUCAAACGCAAGCAGCACCCUUUGGGGGAAGACGAGGACACGGGGCACGAACCUCUUACUUUUUCAGAAAAGUCUGGACACCGAAAGAAUCGGAUUUCUACGGUCAGCUGGCCGUGCCCCUUAUGUAAGGCCGUGUUUACGUGGACGGGGCACGACAAGGCCCUUAGCCAGAAACAGCGGCACAUGAAGCUUGUGCACAACACCAGGUUGUCGGCAGUGGGUGGCUCGAAAUCCGAUAAAAUGAAGGACCAAUGGGAAAAGAACCCUCGGCAGUUCAAGUCGGGAGCGGAGGCCACCAAGAAGGCCUUGCUCAGGGCCAAGCAGCUCAAGGACCAGCAGCGUCACGACCUCGCUCACGCCACGUCCAUGGGCCUUUUCCCUUGCAUCAAAAAGACAUGGUUUUGUCGACGGUGCCUGGUUAAGGGCAACACCCGACAGAUCACGGACAAGGCCCUGGCCAAGGCCUGUGACUUGUCCGAACAGAAAGUUGCGGAGUUCACGGAGCAAGCCACCAGGGUGGUUCAGAACGCUCGUCCUCGCAAAGAUGUCCAGUCUGAGGCAACUAGGCGUAGGGCUGCCGCUAGAAAGGCCCAGUGGCGAAAGGAUGAGGGGUACACUGCUGAGCCCGCUUCUCUUCCUGGCAAGCUCAACGCUUCGUUGCAGAUGCCCCGCUUGAAUCUGAAAACCUCCAGUCGCGGAGGUGGCAUCCGCAAGCGGCCUGCCGCUGCUGUGGGCGCUGCCAACGCUGGGGUCGCUGAGUCCCCCCCUCAGAACGGACCGGACUCGUCAUGGCAACGUGACCUUACCGAGGAAGGAGUUGAGCGUCAACCGGGGCCCCAAAGGGAGGCUCGGCGGCGCAGAAAAGCAAAGCGAGCCCUUCCGAUCUUGCUCGUUUGGCAGCUCAAUGUGGCUUCGUUCGCUCUUAGAGGGUGGGACUUGCUGGCCGCUGCGGAAGCCAACAGGGUGGACAUCGUUGUUAUGCAGGAAACUCGCAUGACGUGCGAAGAGGCCGCGCGGGUCAACAACAGUCUCCAGCGAUGGACGUUGUUUCAUCAACAAGAAGAGCCUCCGGAGCAGCGGGCUACUACCGAAGGCGGAGUGGCUGUGGCGGUCCGAAGAGGCAUCCCUGCUGUCAAAGGAGCGUCGCACUGUAGCGGUGCGGGCCAGUGGCUGCGCGUGGCUCUCCCGGGGCUUCAUGUGACAUCGGCCUACCGAAGACAGCUCAGCUACGAAGAACUGGCAGACUACAACGAGUCUCUUUGCGCUGACUUGGCGAGUUUGGGCAAGACGGCUACCAUGACUUUCGGAGACUGGAAUCAUGAUCCUCUUACCGACCCGCUCAAUGUGCAGGCGGCUGGGACCAGAGGUAUGGUGCACUACCCCACCCUGCCCAACCCUGCUGAGGGCGACGAGCCUCAAGAACCUCUCCCCGCCCCGACUCGGUGGGCCUCGAAUCGCUGCAUCGACUGGGCGGUGAGAAGCAACGUUCAAGCCUCAGUUAAGCUCCUGCUCGACAAGUGGUCAGACCACAAGCUGUUGGAAUGGAAUAUCGCGGGUCUCUCGACGGGGGGGCUUCCGAACUUCAAGCUCAGGCAAACUUCGGAUCUGCGUAAACCCGACAAUGUGUCUCAGAAGCAGUGGGAUGAGGUCAUCGACCGCUUGUGGAACAGGUCGGCUCAGGAACGCUGUAGCACCAAUUUGAGCGAGUGGGAACAGCUUUCCAAGGCUGUAGAGGACGUGAUGCGCGAAGCUCUUAGGGAGCUCGGAGCCCAGCGUCGCUUCACGACCAAGAACUACAAAGGUCAAGUUGCUGCUGUAACCCCGGAUGUGCGACACCACAGGCCAAGCCCUCAGGGGGUCCCGACAGUCCGUACUGCUAGGCUGCGUCGUUUCGGACGGCGUGUUGAGCAGUACCACCGGCACCCCGAGCCUGCCCUGUCUCGCAGUGUGCUUAGGGAAGCUGCCUUCUUCGAGUGCCCUUCCUCCCCUCUCGAGCCUGGCUCUCUCUCGGACUUUCGACUGUGGCUUGAGAACGAACUUCGUAGACUGGAAACUGCUCAACGAGACAAGCGUCUUCGGGAGUGGAAGCAGAAGAUGCAACAGGAGGACGGUCCGGUCUGGCGGUGGCUCGCUAAGGCCAAAAAGACCGAGGUUACGUGCGGGCUCAAGGACUCCAGCGGGCAAGUCAUGACGCCCGUGGCAACCAUGCAAACUGUCGAAGCUUUCUGGCGUCGGCAUUGGCCCGGCAGCGAGGACCUGGCUGACAAACUAGAGGUUGUUGAGAACUUGUACCACGAGUUUGGGCUAGGGGACCAGGUCCGGCACCCUGGCAUGCCGCCUCUCUCAGGCAGCGACCUUAAGCGCACCUUGUCACGGCAAAAGGGCAAGGCUGCGGGCCCAGAGGGUUGGAGGCCGGAAGAGCUGUGGAGUUGGCCGGCGCCAGCCUUGGACCUGCUCGCGGCUUUCCUUAACAAGGUUGAACAGGGGAGUAGCUGGCCCAGAGCCCUCAGGCAAUGGCGACAAGUCCACCUUAGUAAACCAAACAAGCCUGCCGGCGAGUUGGGAAGCCUGCGACCCAUCAGCAUCGGUUCAGCCGUCUAUCGGACGUGGUCGGCCACUCGGAUUCGACAGCUCGGGCCUUGGCUUCGGCGUAGGUUCCCAGACCAAGUGCACGGAGCCUUGCCAGGUAGGGGGGUUCACACCGCCUUACUUGAGCCGCUCGCAGAGAUCGAGGCCGCUCAGUGGUCUUCUCAAGGGAGUCUCCGCUAUCUCGGCUCCUCUGACUUAUCUAAGGCCUUCGAUACGAUGCACGGGGCCCUCUCGGUCGGCGCACUAAGGCGCUUAGGAGUGCCGCAACCUCUGUGCGAUGCUUGGCACCGAGCAUGGACCUCCCAAGAGCGGGUGCUCCAACUGGCGGCCUUCUGCAGCCAGGGUGCGGUGACUGAGGUCAUGGCCUUGCCGCAAGGCGACCCGGCGUCCCCGGCUGCCUUGACAGCUCCUCUCGUGGAGUCCCUUCGGCGCAUCCAGAGUAUCUUCGCUGAAAGAAGACAUGGGCGCUCUUUGUUCAGGUUGUUUCUUGACGACAGAAGCUGGUAUUGCGCAAAGCGCAAGACUUGUCUGGACGUCGGCCGAACGUGGCUUCAAGAAGUAUCGGUUUGGGGUUUGGGGGAGAACAAAUCCAAAGCGGAUUUCGGCGUUGUGGGUUCGGCUCAGGCGCGCCGGCGCAUGCAAACCGAGCUGCGCCGUCGCGAGCAGGUGGGGGAAGUCAAGCUUCGCCCGCGCCUCCUGGGCUCUCGCGUGCACACGAACAGGGCGCACAGCAAGCCACAAGGAGAAGAGCGUGACCGGCUCGUUGAAGCCAAGAAGAUGGCAGCCUGGGGUAGUCACCUGCCCUGCGACCAGGCCCGAAAGGCCUACUUCCUCAAACAGACUGCGGUGGCUAAGGCUGCGGCUCCCACGUACGUGAGGAGGGAGUUUGGCUGUCUCAAGUUCCGUCAUGGGCAUGAGGUGGAUGCAGAGGCAUGGGUGGAGCGAGGCCGGCAGGAGAGAGGCAUUCGGCUAAGGGAGCAAAACAAAGAUGCCAUCAACCACGCCUUGCGUGACGCUUGGAGGGCUCGGUGCUGGGUCACGUGGCUGGCGCAGGGCUCUAACCGGGCCAGGCCGCUGGCCGCUCUGUCUUGGCCCCAGGCGGUCAUGGUGGGACACAUGGUGUCCCCAGCGGCAUUCCACGUAAUGUCCAGUCCGCAGGCUGCUAUGAUCCCCUGCCCCUUCUGCGGGUCUCAGGAGGCGCCGGACUUCGAGCACGUGAUGUGGGUGUGUGAGUACUUUAGACCGGUGCCAGCAGUGCGGCAAGAGCGCCUCGUCAGGGCGAACCUCUACCGCACCAGCAACUACUACUACAGGCUUUGGUGCAUCUUCGAGCUUGCUGCGUUCCGGAAGGCGAAUUCAUCAGGACGUACUGUGCUGAAGCCCCUCUACUUGGAGGUCGGCCUGCUUUAUGUGAUCCUUGCGAACUAUAUUGUCGUUCUGGUCGAAGAAGCGAGAGUUAGGUAUGCAGAGGACGAAGCCUGGGAUGUGGAUGGCUGGUGGGUUCUAGCACGUGUCUCUAUUUCGAUUCCCUAUGCCCUGCUGCUUCAUGGCUUGCGCCGGCUCUGCCACGAGAAACGCCAUCUCAUUGAGAAUAUCAGAAGAUUUGAAUUGGCAAAGGUGAGCUGCCGCCUCAAGAGCGACAGAGAUUUCAUCUAUGCUGGCAUUCGUGAGUGGUAUGGAAGCGAGGAGGCAUUCGAGCAAUAUGUGCGAGGCACGCUCUACGACGAACUUGUCCAUCCGUUUCGGAGAUCAGACUUUCCAGCUGUGUAUUGGCUUAUGGCGAUGACGACGUUGUUUGCAAACCAAGUGGAUAUUUGGGUGACCAACUAUAGAAACACAUCUUCAGUCUCGUCAGGUCUUUAUCAGUUCCGACGAUUUCUGGCGCUUGUCGUUGCAGACCCUUUGACAGGCAUAAACGGUAUGAGCUAUACCUUCUUCCUGUGUGACUAUUUGGCACGCCCUGCAGCAGGAAUGUGUGAUUACGGAAAGACUGUGCUGGUUUGGUCUGUGCUCAUGCUCGGUACCUAUGGGUGGCUGCUCCAGUCUGAUAUCAUGGCCGCCUCGGAAAGAAUUGAGGUCACUAUUGCCAUUUGUGCUGCUCAAGCUGUCGCCUACGUCUUUCUCAGGUGCUUGGUGGGUGCAAAGAUGAGGAUGAUUUGA
This is a messenger RNA of Symbiodinium natans, 6636 nucleotides long. Lineage: Eukaryota; Dinophyceae; Suessiales; Symbiodiniaceae. The record is from the annotation of a GenBank genome assembly.